AUGACCAAGCCGGUCGGCUGCGGGGGCCUCGACGACCCCGCCGCGUUUGUCCGCGGGCUCGCCGCCCCCGAGGACCUGACCCGCGGGCUGCGCCGUCUGGGCCGCGUCCUGGAGGGCGGGCCGCCCCCCGCUUGCGCGAGUGUCCGCGCGUGCCCCUCCCUCCUCGCCGCCCUGGACCAGGCCUUCCCGCGGCUCAACGCCGAUGGACGUGAGGCCCUCGUCUUCGUGCUCGGCCUUCUGCUGCAGGUGGCCACCCCCACCCCCGCGGCUCCAGUCUCCUCGCCCAUUCCUGUUCCUGCAUCUGGUAAGAUGCUAUCUAUGCUAUUUGCAGAGGCACACAGGUAUCUGUUGGCAGCCGCCGACCAGGAGUCGCGCUGUGGCCGGGUUGCCCUUCUUGUUGUCGAACGUCUGGUGACCAGCCAUGCAUGCUUCUGCGAUGUCUCAGAUCUCCCCAUCGACCAGGUGACCAUGGAUCUUUUGUCAACAGUUGCCUCCACGUCUGCCCUUUCAAGCUCUGUCAUACGCCGGUUAGUUGAAAGUUGUUGCACCAUCCUUGGUGUCUCGACACUCUACUCAAGAGUAUCGUUUCCGGCUGGAAAGGAAAUCGGAAUACCAUAUGUUCCAGGGUUUGAUAUGCAAGGGAAGGAGGACAUCAAUCAUCUAGGAGCAGCCGGUACCGAUUCACUUGUCUCCCUACUCAAUGGACGCCUGAAUGUCAACUCUACCAUGGAGGCCGGCCCUUUGAUAGAUACUGAAGCCGUAGAUUAUUUACUCGAAUGCAGAGACUUUCUGGAGCAAGUUGUUCGCCAGAGUAGUGGAUGUUUAGGUCUAGCUUCUUAUGAUAGCUUUCAGACACUUCUGUCGCUUUUAGACAUAAUACGCCUCUCUACAGAACAUCUCACCGAUGCAAUAUCUCGAAAAGAGUAUACAGAGGCUGGAUGUAUGGGUGUUUGCAUUUUCCUUCUUCAACAUGCAAUCAGAAUGCAGCCGAAUAGGUCGGGCCAAUUCGGAUUCACAGGGUUUAUAAUAAAGGAUCAAGAAAAACACAUUGAAGAAUUACUGAACGAAGGUGCACGAUUUAAUAUUUCCGUUAGUUGCGAUGAUAUAGUUUCACACGGAAUAUUUUGGCCGGGCUAUAGGAGCGGCUUGCUUACUAUAAUUGCACAACUGUUAGCAUCAUGUCCAGCAAGCCAGGAGACGCUUCGAAUUCUAGAUGGCCUGCCUUCUAUUGUGAUACACUGCUCGGGAGAUUUUGGUUGCCCGGGUGCUCGGGAGUGGGCACUAUAUGCUAUAAAGCUGGCUACAGAUUUCAAUGUGAUGAAUAGAGCAGCCCUCUCCAAGUUGGUCACCAACUUUUAA
Giardia duodenalis is the source of this 1359-nucleotide messenger RNA. RefSeq lists its product as uncharacterized. Lineage: Eukaryota; Fornicata; Diplomonadida; Hexamitidae. Gene Ontology annotation, cellular component: cytosol. The record is from RefSeq and is a predicted model, not a curated record. The transcript has a single exon. Bases 1 to 1359 code for a protein of 452 amino acids.